Nyctereutes procyonoides (raccoon dog) is the source of this 2057-nucleotide messenger RNA. Its product is annotated as endogenous retrovirus group K member 18 Env polyprotein-like. Lineage: Eukaryota; Metazoa; Chordata; Mammalia; Carnivora; Canidae. The record is from RefSeq and is a predicted model, not a curated record. Bases 1302 to 2057 code for a protein of 251 amino acids. Gene Ontology annotation, molecular function: structural molecule activity. The transcript has 3 exons.
GGAUGCAUAUCAAACCUCCCUGGAAUGGCAAACAUCUAUGGCAAAUUUUCCUGGUCAAUUUCUUUUUCAUCUUCCCAAUGACAAACUCCUUCAGGGACUCUCCAUCAUUCCUACUAUAUUUGUCUCUCCAAUUUCGAGUCAACCGAUUAAAGACGCUCCCAUCAUAUUUCCGGACGCCAGCAAAGACGGGCACAUUGCCAUUGUCUAUCUGCAUAAACAACAUAAAAAUGUCAUUCAGUUGUCCUAUAAGACAAAAUCUGUCCAGAGGGCUGAACUUUAUGCUGUCAUGAAAACUCUUGAAAUCUAUCAAGAACCCUUUAAUCUCUAUUCAGAUAGUCAAUAUGUCGCCAGGAUAUUACCCAUUCUUGCUGAUUCUUUCAUAAACUCUAAUGAUGAGGAACUUUCGUGCCUUUUUCAUAAAAUACAGCAGCUGCUCUUAAAAAGAGUUUCACCUAUAUUUGUUUCUCAUAUUAGAGCACAUUCUGGUUUACCUGGGCCUUUAUCCUCGGGAAAUGACUUGGCUGACAGAUAUACUCAUUUAUAUUCUGUCAUUGCUAAUAAGGAUUCUGUCGGUAUGGCAAUGAAAAGUCACUCUCUUUUCCACCAAAACGCUCGAUCCCUACGAAAGCAAUUCCAUAUAACUAGAGAACAAGCUAGGCAAAUUGUUAAAAAUUGCUCCCUAUGUCCCCAAUAUGUUAACACCCCUUCCUUUGCCAUUAAUCCGCGAGGCCUUUUGCCCAAUGAUCUCUGGCAAAUGGAUGUAACACAUUAUUCAUCUUUUAAUAAAUUACAAUUUGUGCAUGUUUCUAUUGAUACCUAUUCUGGCAUGAUCGUAGCUUCUGCUCAUUCUGGUGAAAGUUUUACUGAUGUUCAAAAUCACCUUUUUCACGCUUUUGCUUACAUGGGAAUGCCUAAACGAUUAAAAACUGAUAAUGGGAGUGCUUAUAUAUCCCAAGCUUUUAAAACCUUUUGUGAAACAUUUCACAUCCAGCAUACCACAGGCAUCCCUUACAACUCUACAGGUCAAGCUAUUAUUGAAAGAGCUCAUCUUACACUUAAAAAUACCUUACAAAAACUAAAAAAGGGGGAGAUUAUGGCAGGAAAGAUGAAAUAUUCCCCCCACAUGCACCUAGACUUAGCAAUAUUCAUUUUAAAUUUUUUGAUUGUGCAUGAUGAUGGAUAUACACCAUCAGAAAAACAUUGGGGAAAAAAUACUGAUCCACCCCUUAUGGCAAAGUGGAAGGAUCCUAUGACAGGACAGUGGAAAGGCCCUGACCCCUUGCUUAGACAGGGUCGAGGAUAUGCUUGUAUCUUCCCACAGGAUGAGGAAGCGCCACGCUGGGUUCCAGCCAAAUUUGUUAGAGAUAUCAAAACUGAGAAGGAAGAUGAGUCGGCUGAACUUAUGCCCUCCUCGGAAGAAGAAGACUCGUAAGACGAAUCUGCCAUCAUGGAGGCAAAUGAGGAAAUCAACCUCGCAAGCCACAAGUUUGGUAAUAUCCUCUGAUAAGAAGAUUGAUUUCAACACAAAGUUAUUCCUGGUGCAACAACCUCCAUAUUGGAUGAUUCCUGUUGAUGUGAGAGGACCUUGGUACGCGAACUUUGGCAUGCAGUUAGCUCAAGAAUUGGUGAAGAAGCUAAGAAGAACUCCAAGAUUUCUUGGACUUUUAAUUGCAGGGAUAGUGGCUACUAUUGCUCUUAUUGCUUCUGCUACUGUAUCUGUUGUAUCUUUGCAUGAAAAUGCUCAGACUGCUGAACAUGUAAAUGAAUUUGCUAGAAAUGUAACUGUUGCUCUCGAUGCUCAAAAGAGAAUUGAUGAAAAAAUUGAAGCACAGAUUGAAGCUUUAAAAGAAGCCGUUUUAUAUCUUGGUGAUCAAUUUGUUGUACUAAAAACUAUAACCCAAUUGACUUGCCAUGACGCUUAUAAGCAUAUUUGUGUUACCCCUCUGCCUUUUAAUGGUCAUGGGAAAAUCUGCAGCUUUUUGCAAACUGUGGCUUUCUUGCAGCUUUUUGCAAACUGUGGCUAUGACAGUCCUGAACAAGAAGAGUUUCCUAUUUAA